This is a messenger RNA of Mustela erminea (ermine), 5968 nucleotides long. RefSeq names its product protein kinase D3 (gene PRKD3). Gene Ontology annotation, biological process: protein phosphorylation. The coding region runs from base 787 to 3459 and encodes 890 amino acids. The transcript is spliced from 19 exons. Gene Ontology annotation, molecular function: ATP binding; protein serine/threonine kinase activity. Lineage: Eukaryota; Metazoa; Chordata; Mammalia; Carnivora; Mustelidae. The record is from RefSeq and is a predicted model, not a curated record.
GGAGGGAGGAAGGGGCGCCAGCGGCGGGCGGGAUCCUGCGAGGCGCGUGAAGCCUUGCUGGCGCCUCGUCUGGGAUCCAGACGCUGGCGGCCGCGGAGUUGCUCACGACCGGCGGAGCCCGCCUCCGCUGACUACAUUUCAGAAAGCAUCAACUUUUCUCAGUGGACCUAUUCAUCAAGUGAAAUAUGCCUGUACUAUACUUUGUGCUUCAUCAUGGAAAAAUUUCCCCCUCCAAAAAUGAAAGUAAAGACAUUUGAGAAGGUGAUUUAAGGUGUGGACAUUUGGGAAAGUGUCCCAUCAAAUCAGUAAACCUCAAGAUAAGGGUUAAAUAGAUUAAGCCUAACCACUUAUUUUUUAAAUCAGGAGGAUUUCAUCUUAAUAGAAAAACAACUUUUAUUCAAUAUGUAUUUUCUGAAAUUAAGAGAGAGAGACAAGAGUAGACUUAAAAGAAAAUAAAUGAAGAUGGUUAGUAAAGAAGCAAUGUCAACACUUUUCUUAUGAAGAUAAUUCAGUGAUGUUAAAUCCUUUGAAAAUCCCUAGUUGUGGUCCUAAAGACAAGACUCUUUUUUGAUGGGACUAAUACUAAAGGAAGUCAUAUCUUUUGUGUAUUCAACUCACAGUUGUAGAAGUUACAGUCAUUGGCAUGAGUGGCUUAAAAGAGGAAAUAAAGAAGUGUUCAGUUAAAUCCAAAAGUACAGUCAUUUUUUUCCUGCUGUGAUUUUAAAAACCUCUUCAUAACCACUGAAAAAGAAUUGACGACUAUUUUAAAAGAUUAAAGAAAGGCAGAUGUCUGCAAACAAUUCUCCUCCUUCAGCCCAGAAAUCUGUAUUACCUGCAACACUUCCUGCUGUGCUUCCAGCUCCUUCUCCAUGUUCAAGUCCAAAAACAGGUCUCUCUGCCCGACUCUCUAAUGGAAGCUUCAGUGCGCCAUCACUCACCAACUCCAGAGGCUCAGAGCAUACAAUUUCAUUUCUGCUGCAAAUUGGCCUUACACGGGAGAGCGUUACCAUCGAAGCCCAGGAACUAUCUUUAUCUGCUGUCAAGGAUCUUGUGUGCUCCAUUGUUUAUCAGAAGUUUCCAGAGUGUGGAUUCUUUGGCAUGUAUGACAAAAUUCUUCUCUUUCGCCAUGACAUGAACUCAGAAAAUAUUUUGCAGCUGAUUACCUCAGCAGAUGAAAUACAUGAAGGAGACCUAGUAGAAGUUGUUCUUUCAGCUUUGGCUACAGUAGAAGACUUCCAGAUUCGUCCACAUACUCUGUACGUACAUUCUUAUAAAGCUCCCACUUUUUGUGAUUAUUGUGGUGAGAUGCUCUGGGGAUUGGUACGUCAAGGACUGAAGUGUGAAGGCUGUGGAUUAAAUUAUCAUAAACGAUGUGCCUUCAAGAUUCCAAAUAAUUGCAGUGGAGUAAGAAAGAGACGUCUAUCAAAUGUGUCUCUGCCAGGACCUGGCCUCUCAGUUCCAAGACUUCUACAGACUGAAUAUGUAGCCCUUCCCACAGAAGAGUCACAUGUUCACCAAGAACCAAGUAAAAGAAUUCCUUCUUGGAGUGGUCGCCCAAUCUGGAUGGAAAAGAUGGUAAUGUGCAGAGUCAAAGUUCCACACACAUUUGCUGUUCACUCUUACACCCGUCCCACAAUAUGUCAGUACUGCAAGCGGUUACUGAAAGGCCUCUUUCGCCAAGGAAUGCAGUGUAAAGAUUGUAAAUUCAACUGCCAUAAACGCUGUGCAUCAAAAGUACCGAGAGACUGCCUUGGAGAGGUUACUUUCAAUGGAGAACCUUCCAGUCUGGGAGCAGAUACAGAUAUACCAAUGGAUAUUGAUAGCAGUGACAUGAACAGUGAUGGUAGCCGGGGCUUGGAUGACACAGAAGAGCCAUCUCCUCCAGAAGAUAAAAUGUUCUUCUUGGAUCCGUCUGACCUUGAUGUAGAAAGAGAUGAGGAAGCUGUGAAAACAAUCAGUCCAUCAACAAGCAGUAAUAUUCCGCUAAUGAGGGUUGUACAGUCCAUCAAGCACACAAAGAGGAAGAGCAGCACGAUGGUGAAGGAAGGGUGGAUGGUCCAUUACAGCAGCAGGGACACCCUGAGAAAGAGGCAUUACUGGAGACUGGACAGCAAAUGUCUAACCUUGUUUCAAAAUGAAUCUGGAUCAAAGUAUUAUAAGGAAAUUCCACUUUCAGAAAUUCUCCGCAUAUCUUCGCCACAAGAUUUCACAAACAUUUCACAAGGCAGCAACCCACACUGUUUUGAAAUCAUCACUGAUACUAUGGUAUACUUUGUUGGGGAGAACAAUGGGGAUAGCUCCCACAAUCCUGUUCUUGCUGCCACUGGAGUUGGAGUUGAUGUAGCACAGAGCUGGGAAAAAGCAAUUCGCCAAGCUCUCAUGCCUGUUACCCCUCAAGCAAGUGUUUGCACUUCUCCAGGGCAAGGGAGAGAUCACAAAGAUUUGUCUACUAGUAUCUCUGUAUCUAACUGUCAGAUCCAGGAAAAUGUGGACAUUAGCACUGUUUACCAGAUCUUUGCCGAUGAGGUGCUUGGUUCAGGCCAGUUUGGCAUCGUCUAUGGAGGAAAACACAGAAAGACUGGAAGGGAUGUGGCUAUUAAAGUAAUUGAUAAGAUGAGAUUCCCCACAAAACAGGAAAGUCAACUCCGUAAUGAAGUGGCUAUUUUACAGAAUUUGCACCAUCCUGGGAUUGUAAACCUGGAAUGUAUGUUUGAAACUCCAGAACGAGUUUUUGUAGUAAUGGAAAAACUACACGGAGAUAUGUUGGAAAUGAUUCUAUCCAGUGAGAAAAGUCGACUUCCAGAACGAAUUACUAAGUUCAUGGUCACACAGAUCCUAGUUGCCUUGAGGAAUCUACAUUUUAAAAAUAUUGUGCACUGUGAUUUAAAGCCGGAAAAUGUGCUGCUCGCAUCAGCGGAGCCAUUUCCUCAGGUGAAACUGUGUGACUUUGGUUUUGCACGCAUCAUUGGUGAAAAGUCAUUCAGGAGAUCUGUGGUAGGAACUCCGGCGUACUUAGCCCCUGAAGUUCUCAGGAGCAAAGGUUACAACCGUUCUCUAGAUAUGUGGUCAGUGGGAGUUAUCGUCUAUGUUAGCCUCAGUGGCACAUUUCCUUUUAAUGAAGAUGAAGAUAUAAAUGACCAAAUCCAAAAUGCUGCAUUUAUGUACCCACCAAAUCCCUGGAGAGAAAUUUCUGGUGAAGCAAUUGAUUUGAUCAACAACCUACUUCAAGUGAAGAUGAGAAAACGUUACAGUGUGGACAAAUCUCUUAGUCAUCCCUGGCUGCAGGACUAUCAGACUUGGCUUGACCUUAGAGAAUUUGAAACUCGCAUCGGUGAACGUUACAUUACACAUGAAAGUGACGAUGCCCGCUGGGAAAUACAUGCAUACACCCACAAUCUUGUAUACCCAAAGCACUUCAUUAUGGCUCCCAAUCCAGAUGAUAUGGAAGAAGAUCCUUAAUUAUCAAUGAGCUAACUUCAGUAAGGAAGGAUUUCAUUUUAUGUACUGAUGUUUCACUGCACAGCUGUUGUUUGUAGGCUGUCAUCUGCAAGGGUGCAAAGACAUGGGGAAAUAGGAUAAGCAAUCAGUGACACCAGUACUGUAGUUCAUUAUGAGUAGAUACAAGAGGGGAAACUGAGUAAUAAAAAUACACAAUGGAACCAAGAUGAAGCAUUUCAUAAAUUUUUAUAGCAUAGUAAUGAUUGGUUUUUGUAUUUUUUCCUAAUCCUUCACUUUAGUACUAUAGUGGCAUUUAAUUUAUCUUCCCUUUCCAAAUGUUCUUACACUGUUUUUUAAAAAGGAGAAAAAGCAAAGCUUAGUCCAGCCAUUGAAUAUCUUGAUGAAAUCAUUUAAGAGUUCUAAGCAGGUUUGCAUUUAAAAGCUAACUGAGGAGGGGCCACCAGCCUGAGAUUUCCUCUGCAGACUCUAGGCAUUUGUUUAACCAGAGACAUGAGGGGUUUUUCCUAGGUGCCUAGAAAUGUUUCCUAGACUCUAGGCUGUUUUACUUUUUUUUUUUCUUUCUUUCUUUUUUUAAGUGAGUCAAGAGUCAAAACCAUGAUCCCUAACCUUUGGAGCUGAACUCUUAAUAUGCUCUCUACAACAUAAAAAUUAAGUUAGUCCCCUUUGUAUGUUGGAACAGCCUCUAAGAUAAUUUGGGACAGUUGGUGUCACAGAACCUGAAGGAGGGCCUGCUGGUCUGUCUGCUCCUCGAUCAGCAUCUGUGUUCUGUACUCACGUUCCCGCUGGACCACCGGAAUGCCACAGCUGGCUUCCAGUGUUCAGUGAGGAAAGAGCUGAACUUUUCUUACACAGUUUAUCUUUACACACAGUUGAAUAAUUUGAGGAAGAAAAUUAUUAAAAGUAAGGCCAGUGCAGGAUCAGCUAAUGCUACAGAGAAGAACAGCAAAGAGUGUAUCCGUUUUUUCUUCCCUUAGUUUAUUGGAAGGGUUUACAGAUAUCUGGAAUGUUUUUAAAUCCGUUCUUUUAAGCAGUUUGAGGCAGUGGGUGGGUAGAGCAUGAAGCAUUUACUUUACUCUUUCAUUUGCUCUGCUAAUACUGUAGCCCUACCCUUAUUACUAUUUUUUUUAACAUUUCAGCACCAGCAGCCCACUAAAGAAGUGUUUUUCUACUCAGAUACAAUGUUUAAGAGGUUAGACUUUUUCAUAGCUUUUACAAAGUUACUAAUAGUUUUCUCUCCCCAAAAAGUUUAAGAUCUGGGAUCACCCCCUUAUUUAAAAAAAAACUAGUGGCUUUGUUUCUUCAUUCCACAGUAAUCACUGCAAACUAUUCCCACCCCCCCAAAAAAAGAGCAAAAGAUUUAGAGUCAGAAAAUCUGGUCUUAAGUCUGGGCUCCAAUCUGUCUGAGCCUCAAAAUCUCAAUCUGUAAAAUGAAGACCAUAAUUCUUGCCUCUCACAAUGCUGUUGUGAAGCUGGGCUAUGUAUGAAAAUAUUCGUACUCAAUAAACUAAGAACUAUAGAAGUGUUAGGUAACAUUGUCCCACUGAAUGAGGUAGCAAAAGAAUGUCCCUGGAUACAAAUAGUUGGAGUCAGAGAGGGCCUUGACAGAGCCCUGAAGCUACUCUGUUAUCUAGGCUGAGAGUACCGUUGAGAGAGGACCACUGUGCAGUCUCCUGUGUUCUGAGCUCUUUACACAUUUUACUUACUACCCUCACAACAGUCACAAAGUAUGUGCAUUAUGGACUUCAUCUCACAGAUCAGGAAACUGAGGCACAGGAAGAUUAAGUAACCAGCUGUGGAGGGUCACAGUAUGUGGACGUGAACCCUGGCAGUGUGGCUCCCGUCCCUCUGUCCCCCCCACCCCCCAACCACUGUGCUGUACUGCCUACUCAUACUCUCCACCAUGUCUCGUAGUAUUCAAUCUCCUAUGGGAGGUUAAAAAAUUUAGUCAAAUUUUGCAAAACCUUUUAGAAAUGUAUUUUCUCUGUGCUAAAGGAUGACUUCCCCAAAUCUGUCCAAAGUAAGCUUAUACCAACAUACUAAAAUGGAGUGAUUCUGAGUCCCGAGGCACCCUAUUGUGGUUUUGGUUUUACUGCCUAAGGUGAAAAUUAACUGGAAUGAUGUGUGCUAUACUUACAUAAUCAAACUUUACAAGCCAUGAAAUUAAUUGCACUCUGUUUGUUUGUGUUGUUGAAUGCAUAAGAAGCUUUCUAAAAAAAUUUGUAAAGGCACUGUCAGAUAAUUUGGAGUUGUCAUUUACUCCAGAUAUUGUAUAACCUGCAUAACCUUUUUUUGUCUUGAAGUUGUUUUUGUAUAAGAAUUGUUAGAAACAUUUGAUAAUGUACAAAGUAGUCUAUAAUGACACUGUUCCGUACAUUUUUAUAUUUUUUGUUACAUCCCACUUUUUGUAAAUAUCCUCAAAGAAGCUUGAUAAUAAAAUGUAUUUCCAUAUCACCAUACUUUUCCAUGUGAAAACCUGAGCAUUAUCUCUAAUAGAGGUAUCCAAAGAAAA